This is a messenger RNA of Acanthosepion pharaonis, 522 nucleotides long. The record is from the annotation of a GenBank genome assembly. Lineage: Eukaryota; Metazoa; Mollusca; Cephalopoda; Sepiida; Sepiidae.
AUGGUUUUAUUGUAUCUUGAUCUACUUUUACGGAUUUUACUUGAUUGCUGUCUUUUUAUAUUGUCACUCCCAAUUUACUUCGUUUCAUUUUCCUUCCUUUUUUUUUCAUUACUUUUUUUCUUUGUACUCAUUUUCUUCUUUCUUCACACAUUUCUUUUUUUCUUCUUUCAAAUUUUUCUUUCUGUUAAUUUGCUUUCUUCACAUAUUUUCUUUCUAUCUAUUUUCUUAUAUUCUUUUUAUUUUUUCUUUCUUUUAUUUCUUCACCUGUUUCUUUUUCCUUCAACUAUUUUUCUUUCUUUCUUUCUUUCUUUCUUUCUUUCUUUCUCCAGAUCAUUCAUUCUUAGUUCAAGUCUUUCUUUGAUUUCCUCUUAUUCUUCUUGUCUUGUUUUUAUUUUCUCUUUUCUUCAAAUAUUUCUUUUGUCUUUCUUCAACGUUUUCAUUCUUAUUUUAAUUCUUUUAUCAUUUCUUUCUUUCAUUCACUCUUUUUACUUUCUUUUUUCUUCUAUAUUUUAUUCUUCCUAA